Molecule: messenger RNA, 2383 nt
Organism: Coffea eugenioides
Lineage: Eukaryota; Viridiplantae; Streptophyta; Magnoliopsida; Gentianales; Rubiaceae
Product: 5'-nucleotidase domain-containing protein 4
Exons: 18
Coding region: 215-2128 (637 amino acids)
Molecular function (GO): 5'-nucleotidase activity
Source: RefSeq, a predicted model, not a curated record
CCUUUUUGUUCUUUUAAGGGAGAAGGAGAGGGUGGCGCGGCCGGUGGAGUGGAGGGCCGAGUGACAUAAACCAUGCGCGGAGCAAAGUGAAGAGAGAAGGGCGGAGUAAAAUCAAAGAAGAAAAAUAGAAUGAGGAGUGAGCGGCAGAUGGUUUCGAGAAUUGGAAAAACAGAAGAGAGUUGGUAAAGCCUAAGCGCAGCACCCAGGCGUCUAAAUGGCGGCAUCAGCCAGCGCCUACUGCUGCCUUACCACGACUACUGCUGCUGCUGCUACUACGACACCCGACCGCCGAAUUCUUCAUAGGAUAAGCGUGGGACCCGCCUUCCUCAACCACUAUCAUCACCCCGCCACCAAAUCUAGGCUCCUCACUAUACGAGCUCCUCCUCCUCCUUCGGAUUCACUCACCUGCCGCUGCAACAGCACCACCAAGCCCGAUGUUCAUGUCUUCUCAGUUACUCCUGCCACCAACUCCGAUGUAGACUACCUUGGCCAGAGCACUAAAGGCGACUUGAACAUCAACGUUGGAAGUGGUGGGCAGGCAGCCUUGGAAGGUCCCAUCGAAAAGGUGGCCUGGACAGAAGCUCGAGAUGCCGAAGACUUGCUUCAACACUUGGGCAUACCGGGUCCAUUUUCUGCUAGCAAUUCUCCCCGAGGGAUAUUUUGCAGCCGCACGUUGAAUCUACGGUCUAUCAGUGCAAUUGGGUAUGACAUGGACUACACGCUGAUGCACUAUAAUGUCAAGGCAUGGGAAGGAAGGGCUUAUGACUAUUGUAUGGUUAAUCUGAGAAAUAUGGGCUUUCCUGUUGAUGGACUUGCUUUUGACCCAGAACUGGUGAUUAGAGGACUUGUAAUAGAUAAAGAGAAAGGCAAUUUGGUUAAGGCUGAUCGAUUUGGAUAUAUUAAAAGAGCCAUGCACGGCACAAGAAUGCUAUCUACUCGUGAAUUAAGUGAGAUGUAUGGGAGGGAACUGGUAGAUUUGCGGAAGGAGAGCCGAUGGGAGUUCCUCAACACACUGUUCUCUGUUUCAGAAGCAGUGGCUUUUAUGCAGAUGGUUGAUAGAUUGGACGAUGGAUUUAUAGCAGCAGAUAUAGGUCCACUUGAUUAUAAAGGGCUUUACAAGGCUGUUGGGAAGGCACUCUUUAGGGCACAUGUCGAAGGUCAGCUGAAGAGCGAGAUAAUGUCCAAGCCUGAACUAUUUGUUGAACCUGAUCCUGAGCUUCCAUUGGCGCUGGUAGAUCAAAAAGAGGCUGGCAAAAGGCUCUUGCUCAUCACCAAUUCAGACUAUCAUUAUACAGACAAAAUGAUGCAGCAUUCGUUCAAUAGAUUUCUUCCCAAUGACAUGAGCUGGCGUGAUCUGUUUGACAUGGUCAUUGUCUCAGCCAGAAAGCCAGAAUUUUUCCAGAUGUCUAACCCAAUGUAUGAGGUAGUGACUGGUGAAGGUUUGAUGCGUCCCUGUUUCAAGACUCGUCCAGGGGGGUUGUAUUCUGGAGGAAGCGCACAGAUGGUUGAGAAUUCACUCAAUAUUCAUGGAGAUGAGAUCUUGUAUGUUGGUGAUCACAUAUACACUGAUGUAAGCCAAUCAAAAGUCCAUCUUAGAUGGAGGACAGCAUUGAUUUGUCGAGAACUAGAAGAAGAGUACAGUGCUUUGAUUAGGAGUCAUGGUCAUCGAGCAAAGUUGAUAGACCUUAUAAAUCAGAAGGAGGUAGUAGGAGAUCUCUUUAACCAACUUCGGCUUGCAUUGCAGCGAAAAUCCAAGGGGCGUCCUGCUCAGACGUUGGCUGCCACCCUUAUGGACGACAAAGAACUCACAGAUAGCAUGCAAAAGUUGCUUGUUGUAAUGCAAAGGCUUGAUCAAAAAAUUGCCCCGAUGCUGGAAGCUGAUGGGGAACACUUCAACAGAAGAUGGGGUUUUCUUUCACGUGCUGGUCUGUGGGACAAAAGCCACUUAAUGAGGCAGAUUGAGAAGUAUGCUGAUAUUUACACCUCUAGAGUUUCAAAUUUUCUCCACUACACACCUUUCAUGUACUUCCGGGCCCAGGAACAGUCUCUUGCUCAUGAUUCAUAUUCAUUCCGUCAUCUACAGAUUGAUAGAUCAGCUGAUGACAAGAACAACGCCUUUCCUAAGUAGCUUUUUUCGACUGGUUAUGAUGUUUCAAGAAAAACGAUACUAAGAAGGAAAUGGAUUUGAGAUAAUGAUGUUGUAUUGAGGUUAGUUGUAGCCUGUUGGGUUUGCUUUGGAAGGACCAUGGCCAGGUUCAGAAGAGGAACUGCUGUUUCCACAUACUUGUUGACGGGCUUUACUGGGAGGAGACUGGAUAAACGCGGGUUUCACUUGUUUGCGAUUCUUGAAUGGAAAUUAAUACAAAUUUAAGAAAUGUAUUUA